This is a messenger RNA of Aureobasidium melanogenum CBS 110374, 819 nucleotides long. RefSeq names its product t-SNARE. The record is from RefSeq and is a predicted model, not a curated record. Bases 1 to 819 code for a protein of 272 amino acids. Lineage: Eukaryota; Fungi; Ascomycota; Dothideomycetes; Dothideales; Saccotheciaceae. Gene Ontology annotation, molecular function: SNARE binding; SNAP receptor activity. Gene Ontology annotation, biological process: intracellular protein transport; Golgi to vacuole transport; vesicle fusion. Gene Ontology annotation, cellular component: membrane; SNARE complex; endomembrane system. The transcript has 3 exons.
AUGUCCUUCCAAGACUCGCCCAACCUCGAAGCCCAGCCCACCACAUGGCGCCGCUCCGAUGACCCCGAAUACCAGGAUGAUCCCGAGUUCAACUCCUUCACUACCGACCUUUCCGAUCGCUUGUUCUCCCUCACCGCAAACAUCUCGCGUCUGUCCAGCCAAGUCGCUCUACUCGGUACCAAGCGCGAGACGGAUCGCGUGCGCGAAAGAGUCCAGGACCUCCUCGAAGAGACGUCUGCAAGCUUCAAAGACAUUGGUGAUGGUUUGAAAAAGGUUCAGGCCUGGCACGAUUUGGGUCCUGCCCAAAAGUACACCCAAGGAAAGUUGAACCAGGAGUUCAAGGCUUCCUUGACCGAAUUCCAAAGCCUGCAACGAACUGCCCUCGAAAAGCAACGCGCCUCUGCCACCGCCGCCCGUACAGCUCUCGAAGAGUCUGGUUCCCCAACAGUCGAGCGAUCGCAACAACAACUACAGCAGCAACAGCAACAAGAACAGCUGCGUCUGGCAGAUCAGUCAGAGGUCGACUUCCAGGAGUCUUUGAUCGUCGAGCGUGAGGCCGAGAUUCGUAACAUCGAGCAGUCCGUGGGCGAGCUCAAUGAAUUGUUUAGAGAUGUCGCUCAUAUGGUCCACGACCAAGGCGGUCAACUCGACAUUAUUAGCAAUAAUGUCACGAGUACCAGAGACGACACUCAGGGCGCCGACCGCGAGCUGCGCACCGCCAGCAGACAUCAAAAGAACGCCAGGAACAAGAUGUGUUGUUUAUUGUUGAUCCUCGCCGUCAUCCUGACUGUUGUCAUUGUUGCUGCUGUUGCUGGUUAG